Molecule: messenger RNA, 620 nt
Organism: Tinamus guttatus (white-throated tinamou)
Lineage: Eukaryota; Metazoa; Chordata; Aves; Tinamiformes; Tinamidae
Gene: DMAC2L
Product: distal membrane arm assembly component 2 like
Source: RefSeq, a predicted model, not a curated record
AUGCUGCUGGGAGUCCUGGCGCAGCCCGCGCGCCGUUGGAGGCCGUUGUUGGUGCCCGGCGGCCGCAGGCGCCUCUGGGGGUGGCUGAACGCCGUGUUCAACAAGGUGGACCACGAGCGCAUCCGAGCCGUGGGGCCCGACAGGGCGGCCUCGGAGUGGCUGCUGCGCUGCGGCGCCCUGGUGCGCUACCAGGGCUACCAGAAGUGGCAGCAGGACUACAACGGGCUGCCCACGGGGCCCCUGGGCAAGUACAGGAUCGAGGCCAUCGACGCCACCGACUCCUGCAUCAUGUACAGGGGGUUUGACUACCUGGACGGCCUCGAACACGUUACAGAAAUCAAGCUGCAGAAGUGUAUGUACAUACAGGACGAGUGUCUGCAGAGGCUCAGUGACACUAAGAAUUUACAGAAGAGUCUCCUGCAGCUGCAGAUCAUUUCCUGUGGGAAUGUCACAGAUAAAGGCAUCAUUGCACUUCACAAGCUGACGAACCUUGAAUAUUUGUAUCUGAGUGACCUUCCUGGAAUAAGAAAGAAAGAAUCUACAGUUCAGACGCUUCAGCAGGCACUGCCAAACCUAGAGCUGGAACUGGAUUUAGAAUAAAAGCAAUUUCAUGUCAUUGA